Messenger RNA from Oreochromis aureus, 1402 nucleotides. RefSeq names its product DPY30 domain containing 2 (gene dydc2). The transcript is spliced from 9 exons. Lineage: Eukaryota; Metazoa; Chordata; Actinopteri; Cichliformes; Cichlidae. The record is from RefSeq and is a predicted model, not a curated record. Gene Ontology annotation, cellular component: Set1C/COMPASS complex. Bases 117 to 1319 code for a protein of 400 amino acids.
CAGAAGUUGGCUAAUUCAAAACACCGAGGGGAAGAUUAAUAAUGUGACACCGUUACCAUGGAGCCCUAACCACUACACAAGGAUUUUCAGGAAGAAAUAGACGGGAAAACAUAAGCAUGGACUCGGAGUAUUUAAAAAGAAACCUGGGACAGUGCCUGGCGGACGGCCUGGCUGAAGUGGCCGAGCAGCGACCUGUGAACCCGAUCCUGUAUCUGGCUCACUGGCUUUACAAGUACAGCUCAAACCGUGAAUACCAAGCAGAGAAAAAGGCCAAACUGGCACUCCUGGAGAAAGAGCAGGCAAAAGCCAGAGAGGAGGAGUUACACCAGGCGAAGCUGAGGGAGGAGGAGCAAAAGCUCUCUGAGAAGAAGCCCACAGAUUCUGAAGCACCCACCGCAGCCACAACAGGAGCCGUUGAGGACAGCAAACCCGUACAAGAGGGGAAAUCAAACACAUCCGAUCUGGAAAACCAGCAAGGCACAGAAGAUCGCCAAACUGAAGUGCAGGAAAAUGUCACUGAAAAGGAGAUCUGCCAGGUGGACAUCACAGAUAAAGCAGCAACCAGUCCAGAGCCGCCUGAAGGAAAACCUGCAGAGGUCAGUCAUUCUUCCCUAUCUGAGGGGCAGGACACAGAGGUCAAAGAGGAGUCUGAACAGAAGCCUGAUGAAAAAACUGAAGUGGAGACAAGGAUGGAGCAAAUAGAAGAAAAAACAGAAAUAGAGCCAAGUACGAAUAGUGUUGAGGAAAAAACUGAAGAGGAGGAGAAGGAAGGAAUUACCAGCCAAAACGAAGAGAAGGAAGGUGACCAAGAUGAAGAUAAGGAGGUUGAUCAAUCUGAAACUGCUGAACCUGAGAAGACUGACCCACUACAGUCAACUCUCACACAAGAUGGGAGUGAUUCAAAAUCAAAUGAAACAGAAGAUCAAUACAGCAAGCAAAGUCCUCCUGACCUUGACUCUCAUGACACAGAAAAGGCCCAUGAAGAAGAAACUGGCAAACCUGAAGAUGCCAUCCAAGUGGAGCCAGCUUCAGCUUCAGCUUCACAGAGUGAGGACAUCGAACCUGAGAAGACAUCUGAAUCUGAACAGGAUGCACAAGAAUCAAGUACACCCCUUCUCAAGGACCAGGAAAAGGCAGCCGAUGAACAACCGAAGAGCGAAAGCACUGAUUCUUCAGCUCCAGUUGAGGGUGAGGUAACAGCAGAGGAAACGAUGCAGCGCGGGGAACCUGAGAGUUCACAAGAGGAACCUGAAAAGUCUCUGUCUAACGAGGAAGACUCCCGGGAGAAGGACCAAGAAGAGGAAAAAGACCAAGCUUGAUCACAUCACAUGUCUGAGCUUUUACCGAAGCUGAAAUCAUUAAUGGUUAUUAAUGUGUAAAUAAAAAACAUACACAACAAAUA